Molecule: messenger RNA, 1093 nt
Organism: Conger conger (European conger)
Lineage: Eukaryota; Metazoa; Chordata; Actinopteri; Anguilliformes; Congridae
Product: equilibrative nucleobase transporter 1-like
Exons: 7
Coding region: 365-1093 (242 amino acids)
Source: RefSeq, a predicted model, not a curated record
GAUUUUCCACCUCCACCCUCAGUCAGCAAGCAAGGGGGUUCUGAUGGGCGCCUCCUUGAACUCCGCCCCUUCGAUUUCAGUUUCCUGGAAGGGAACCCAACAGCUUGUGAGGGUUCUUAUGGACUUGGGCGCUGACGCCAGUUUCAUGUGCUCUACCCUGGUCAACCAACUGAAGAUUCCCACGUCACUUCUGGCCACGGCCCUCCAGACCAACGCCCUCAAUGGCACCCCUCUGGCGGAAGUCGAACAACAUCACCUCUCCUGUGGGGAACCUGGUCUCGGUGAUCAGAGGAGCAAAAAGGUAAAGGACAGAGAAUAGAGGGAGCGGUUAAGGACUGAGAAUAGAGGGAGAGAGAGGCUGAAGAUGCUGUGGCUUCUACGUGGAGUGAGGCUGCGCUACUGGCUCACCUUGGCCACAGGACUGGUGGAGAGCCUGUUUUUCACUGGGGUCAUUUAUGGGUGGGCCUCCGUGGUGUUUAUCCUGAAAGACAGUGGAUACUUCAGUGACCAGUGUGUGGAUGCCACAGGACCCAAUGGCACACAGUACAUGGACUGUAGCAAACAGGACGAGCUCUUCUCCCUGGUUUUCACUAUUGCCGCCUUCUUACAGAGUGGCCUCAGUCUUCUCAAUGGAUUCUUCUUUGACCACUUCGGUACCAUGGCAUCCAGACUGCUGGCAAUAAUACUGUACACCACUGGCACCUUGCUGAUUGCUUUUUCACAUCCAGAGAUAUCCAAUAUACUGUUUCCGGGUCUGGCCUUCAUCGCAGUUGGAAGUGACAUGCUAUUGCUCACAAACAUGCAGGUGGGGAACCUCUUUGACACCCAUCGUUCCACCGUCAUCACCUUGUAUUCUGGAGCCAACAGCUCCUCUCCCAUAAGCGUCCUCAUAAUCAAGGUGGCAUCUGAAAGAGGGAUCUCUCUGCACCAUGCUUUUUUCUUCUUGUCGGCAUGCAGCAUAAUCCACCUCAUGAGAACCUUCAUCCUCAUGCCAAAGAGGCACAUCCCCUACCCCCUCCCUGAGGGCUACACUUAUGGGUAUGAACCAGCUUCACAGGGGAAAGGGAGGCUUACAUCCACAAGGGUAGACUAG